Coregonus clupeaformis (lake whitefish) is the source of this 2782-nucleotide messenger RNA. RefSeq names its product growth hormone-regulated TBC protein 1-A. Bases 508 to 1614 code for a protein of 368 amino acids. Lineage: Eukaryota; Metazoa; Chordata; Actinopteri; Salmoniformes; Salmonidae. The record is from RefSeq and is a predicted model, not a curated record. The transcript is spliced from 8 exons.
AUACGUGGAAAGAACCCACCCCGCGGAUUCAUAGACAUUUCAAGAUAUUUGUUAAUGAUGGACCAUGUUUCGAGACGCUGUGGAUUCAGCCGAUCGCGUUUAACAUUGUUGUUGCCAGAUUGCGGUUGUUCUUCAGUUUCAGCCACCAAAGUAACGAUCCAGGUGCAUAAACGGGGUUCUCUCUUCCAGAUAGGAUGAAAGCUCGAGACACUUUACCCUCCUCUUCCAGCUGAACUUGCUAGUGCCUAGGGUGGGACAAUACACCUCCCCGUUGUUUGACUGUCAGGGACAUCGAGUGACGCUUUCCGACUGUCCCCUGAUCGGAAUUUUAGUCCACGCCUGGGAUUUGCUGUUGUGGGACUCGCUUCAUGGAGAGAGAGAAGCGAUAUCGUUUCAACUUGUGCCAACACAGCUUUCAAAUUUAGGACUACAUGAUAGCCUGCUGCAAUUAACCAAACUCUUAGGCCAUAUUUCCAAGACAUCUCUGGAAUAUAUUUGGGUUCACACAUGGAAAAGAAAAAGAACAAAGCGAACUGGGUUCGCUCGCCGCAACUUCGAAGCCUGAACUCAACUAUCAACUCUCCUCCCAGUGGCAGCAGCGCCAAAGAGAGAGUGCACAGUGUGGACCCGUAUGGCUUUGAGCGGUCAAAGGACUUUGACUAUGAGUCGUAUGAGGAGCUGAUGUCAGAGUACCUGGCCGUGCUCACCAGAAGGUCCAUCAGGUGGUCCAAGCUGCUGCAGGGCCGGGGACGGCUGGAGAAGAGUAUCAAGGUGAAACGGUAUGUGCGUAAGGGCGUGCCCAACGAGCACCGAGGGUUGACCUGGAUGGCAGCCAGCGGGGCCCAGGAGCACCUGGAGAAGAACCCAGGCUACUAUCACUCUCUACUGGACACUACGAAGCAACAGCACGACCCCAAGCUGGUGGACUCCAUACGCACAGACUUGAACAGGACCUUUCCUGACAACGUCCAGUUCCGCAAGACGUCGAACCCGUGUCUCCAGAAAACCCUGUACAACGUGCUGCUAGCGUACGGACACCACAACCCGGCUGUGGGCUACUGUCAGGGCAUGAACUUCAUCGCUGGGUACCUCAUUAUCAUCACUAAAGAUGAAGAGAAAUCAUUCUGGCUGAUGGACGCUCUGCUGGGCAGGAUACUACCAGACUACUACACCCCGGCCAUGCUGGGUCUGAAGAUGGACCAGGAGGUUUUAGGGGAGCUGGUGAGGACCAAAGCCCCAGUUGUGUGGCAGGCCAUGGGGCAACACAACGUCAUGUGGACCCUGGUGGUCUCCAGGUGGUUCAUCUGCCUCUACAUAGACGUCCUGCCUGUAGAGACGGUUCUGCGUAUCUGGGACUGUCUGUUCUACGAGGGUUCUAAGAUCCUGUUCCGUGUGGCUCUGACAUUGAUAAGGAACCAGCAGGCUGAGGUCCAGCAGGCUGGUUCCCUGCCUGACGUCUGUGACAGCUUCAAACACAUGACCAGAGGCCCCUAUGUAGAGGACUGCCACACCUUCAUGCAGAAAAUCUUCACGGAACCCGGAAGCCUCUCCAUGGCAACCAUCACCAAGCUCCGGGAGAUGUGUCGAGCACGCAUCAUCGCUGAGGAGUCCUGACCCCAUCCUCCUGACCUGUCAAACAAACACUACACAUUCCGGGCUGGGUCCCAACACUCCUUAAUGGUCUCCUCUCUUUGGCUCCUAUCCCUCACUGUUGGGACAGUCCCUAGACUGUUUUGCACUGUUUAGCCUGACUACCAUGUAGCUAUGUAGACUACCAUGUAUGGAGACCACCAGAGGUGAAAGUAAGGCGGUACGUCCGGUAUGGAGUACCGGCAAAAUAAUUAGUAGCUAUCCUGUGGAGGUACACCGUACUGGUUAAACAUGAGCCUAUCACAAUAAGGAACAACAAAGACGGAAAGGAAACUUUUGGCUAUUACACUAUCAAUACCACAUGAAAGUCGCAUGAAAAAAAAACACAAUUGUGAAUGGACAUGGAAAAACGUAUGGAAUACGUUCCAAAAUGCGGUGUGGUUCGGCCAUAAGUGACAUUUUGCAAAGGCAGAGAUGAUUGGCCGAGACCGAGGCGGUCGGACAGCAGUGGACAUAAAUGCAGGUUACCAGUCUGCUGUAGCCCUGAUGAAUGACCAUCACUGGAUAUCAUUCAUUACACCUUUUUGCUGUCUUUCCAUUCAUCAAAUGGCAGGUGCACAGUGCGCUGUAGAGAUGCAGGAAUUCAAAAUGGUUUUCAGUCCAGCAUUGGUCAUAAUCUGUGUUUGGGAAACCACCCCUAGAUGUAUUUAGUUCAUGUAGACCUGAAUGUAUACAUGUAGCUAGAUAGAUGGCGUGCUUGUCUUAAAUCUCACCCUGCUAACUGACGAUUCCAUUGUGUCCCCCAAAUGGCACCCUAUUCCUGACGUAGUGCAAAAGUAGUGCACUAUAUAGAGAAUAGGGUGCCAUUUGAGCCACAACUCAUGUGAGAUUCAUGUUGCCGCCUGAAGCUAGUCUUAACUGGAGGAAGACCAUUUCAUUUAAGAAAAAUAUUUGAAUUCUAUGACUUUGCACUUUUCUCCUCCAAGAGUGGAUGAGAUCACUGAUGACGUUGGGAAGUAGACUUUACGCGUAUGGUACGUUGUUGAGCGUAUGGUACGUUGUUGAGCGUAUGGUACGUUGUUGAGCGUAUGGUACGUUGUUGAGCGUAUGGUACGUUGUUGAGCGUAUGGUACGUUGUUGAGCGUAUGGUACGUUGUUGAGCGUAUGGUACGUUGUUGAGCGUAUGGUACGU